AUGGAAACUGUCGACGUUGAGAGACCAAAUUCUGAGUUUAGUCCAGUUUCACAGUGCAGUGCCCUGCCAGACAUAUUCAGGUCUAUGCGGACACCAACUAUCGAACUCGCCACGGUCCUGAAACAGCUAACGAAAACUAAGCUGAAUAAAGCAUCGGGCCCGGAUGAACUAUCACCCGUAGUACUCAAGAUUUUCAAACCCGAUGGAACUUUUCUUUCCAGUAUCGGUGAUCUGGGGUCGACAGGAGACAGGCUGAUUAGCCCUUUCGAUCUCACCAUCACCAUCAGUGGCGAUGUCUUUGUGUCUGAUUACCAACUGGAGGAAGUCCGUAUCUUCAGUCUUGAUGGACACCCAAAAGGAACUCUCACGUCGGAGCCGUUCAAGCACCCCCGAGGAGUGGCCAGUGGUUUCGGUCUGGUAGCCGUGGUAGACAGUCGAAGACGUCGUGUGGGCCUGUACGACUUGCGGUGUGAUUCCAAGUCAAUCGUAUUGAACAUUCCGUUGGCUACCACCCACACAGAUGCGGACACUUUGAGCAAUGUGCGCCCCUCACUAACCGAGCCGUACUAUGUGGAGCUGAUCGAAUGCGGAUCGGGCUAUGUGGCUGUGACUGAUUGGGCUGCACCCAGUCUAAAAUUGUACUCAAUGAACACCGGCAGUUGCGUUUCCAUGGCCGGUGGCUAUGGUACGGGUCUGGAUCAGAUGCUUCAGCCCUACGGACUGGUCCAUAUGACCAGGGAGAAACGUUUGCUGAUAGCUGAUCACGUGAACCAUCGUAUUCAAUGCGCUUCGAUUCAAUCCAUCACCGAUCCGUCCGCAUACGGCCUGGGGAUGGAGGUGAAUGUUGGCGACUCAAUGAAAUUUUGCACUCUUGGAUCAUUGUACCCGGUGGCUGACAAAGUAACCAAUUCCAUUUGGCACCCAAUGGCUCUUGCGGUCGACGAACGACGAAAGCGUAUCGUGGUGACUGAAGCCCUGGGUAGUAUCAAGGUGUUUAGCAUGACAACUUAG
Messenger RNA from Echinostoma caproni, 1011 nucleotides. The record is from the annotation of a GenBank genome assembly. NCBI's taxonomy places the organism in Eukaryota, Metazoa, Platyhelminthes, Trematoda, Plagiorchiida, Echinostomatidae.